AUGGACGACCCAUCAUUUUCCGUCGAAGUCAACACCAACACCCAAGAAAUCCUUCUCGCCGCCUCAAACCACGAUCUCGCAGCCCUGAAACCAUUCCUCCGAAUCCCAGGAAACGCGUCCGUUCAAGAUCCAGAAACGGGGUUUACGCCGUUACAUGCUGCUAUUGCUGCAUGCGAAAAGGAGGAGAAUGGGGAGGAGGUUGAUAUAGAGAAAGCGAAAGAAGUAGUCAGAGAACUAUUCCUAAGCGGUGCGAUAUGGAAUGACCUCGAUUCCAACAACGAGACGCCCGGGUGUCUGGCGGGGCGGUUGGGGAGGAAAGAGUUAUAUGAAUUAUGCGUUGAAGCAGGCGUACGAGCAGAGAUGCUGCUAGGAUUGAUGGGGAAAUACGAGGUCUUGGACUCGGAAUCCGAGGACGAAGAGGAGGAAUCCGUAGACGUGGACGCAAUAAACGGGGACGAGAAAAAGGACGUGAACUCUGCAGAUUAUCUAGCCAGCGACCUCAAAUUCUCGGACGACAAACUCCUAGACGCUGAUAACAACGGCGUGAUGAUGGCCUGGGAAACGUCCAUCAUGGAGCGUUCUGUGGCCUCGUUACUACCGCCUGGCGAAGACAAGGGAAAGAGGAUAUUAAACAUCGGGUUUGGAAUGGGCAUCAUAGACACCCUCUUCGCCGAAACGCAACCAGCAAUCCACCACAUAAUCGAAGCCCAUCCCGCCGUCCUAGCCAAACUAAAAGAAGAGGACCACCCGUUCGGUCCAAAAUGGGAGGCUUCCUCUCCUGAACAGGGCGCAUAUAAAACUUACGAAGGGAAAUGGCAGGACGUUCUCCCUACCCUCCUCGAAACGGGAUAUACAUACGACGCGAUCUAUUUCGACACAUUCGGCGAGGACUACUCUGCUUUGAAACUCUUCUUCACUGAGUUCGUGCCUGGAUUGCUCGACGAGAACGGGAGGUUUGGGUUCUUCAAUGGUCUAGGGGCCGAUAGGAGGGUGUGUUAUGAUGUCUACACGCGGGUCGUGGAGUGUGAUUUGGUGGAUGCGGGAUUGGAGGUUGAGUGGGAGGAUGUGGAGGUGGGAAAGCUAGGGGAGGAGGGCGAGGGGGAGUGGGAGGGGGUGAGGAGACGGUAUUGGACGUUGGAGGGGUAUCGGUUGCCUACUUGUCGGUUUUUGUCGUGA
Glarea lozoyensis ATCC 20868 is the source of this 1176-nucleotide messenger RNA. RefSeq names its product S-adenosyl-L-methionine-dependent methyltransferase. Gene Ontology annotation, cellular component: nucleus; cytoplasm. Lineage: Eukaryota; Fungi; Ascomycota; Leotiomycetes; Helotiales; Helotiaceae. Gene Ontology annotation, biological process: peptidyl-arginine methylation. Gene Ontology annotation, molecular function: protein arginine N5-methyltransferase activity. The transcript has a single exon. The record is from RefSeq and is a predicted model, not a curated record. Bases 1 to 1176 code for a protein of 391 amino acids.